AUGGUGACGAUCAGCACCUACAAUGCACGUACACUUGCUUCCGAGUCCUCAGUAGAACACUUGCUUAUGCAAGCAAGAAAGAUAAAGUACGACAACAUCAACCUGGCCGAGACGAGAAGACGCCAGUCUUUCAACGCCGUCUAUAACACCGGAGAAGAACUGCUCCUCGGAACAUACGACAGGAGAAGAGUCGGCGGCGUCGGCGUUCUCGUCACGAGUUUGUCCACGAACAUCGAUUCAAUCGAACAACUAACAACCCGAAUCGGACGUUUACGAUUAAGAAGACGUGAAUCAAUUCCGCCUUUGACAAUCGUCGUUUUUUACGCACCGACAUCAAACUAUGACGAAGAAAAAGUCGAAGCCUUUCAUAUGACCACAUCAUAG
Angiostrongylus costaricensis is the source of this 384-nucleotide messenger RNA. NCBI's taxonomy places the organism in Eukaryota, Metazoa, Nematoda, Chromadorea, Rhabditida, Metastrongylidae. The record is from the annotation of a GenBank genome assembly.